AUGCAUACCAAGAACAACACUUUCCUGUCCACUGAUGAGCGACAUGACCUCUUCGAAUUCAUACGCCGUACAAUGUAUUGGGCAGCCAUGUAUCCACUACAUUUGGAAAGUUGGGCGCCACAACGCUUUCAGAAAUUUGGGCAAUUUAUUGAAUUGAUUUACGAACUGAUCCUCUACCUGGUGUGCAUUCACAUUGCCAUUCUCUACGGGUGUACAUUUUAUUUGAAUUAUCACAGUGGAGAUUUGGAACUACUGGUCAAUUGUUUGAUGCAAAUCAUCAUUUAUUUGUGGACAUUUGGUAUGAAGGUGUAUUUUCGUCGUUUACGUUCAGGCAAACUGGAGGAAGUAAUUGAAUCCUUGAAUUCUCGCUAUGAAACACGUUCGGCUAGGGGAUUCACAUAUGUAACUAUGGAUAAGUGUGUGGCUAUGUCAAAUAAAUGGAUAAAAACAUAUGUGUACAGUUGUUUUAGUGGAGCCGUUUUCUGGCUCAUUGUACCAAUCACCUAUGGCGAUCGCAGUCUCCCCUUGACCUGUUGGUACCCCAUGGAUUAUAAGAAACCGAUAAUUUAUGAGACAAUAUAUAUUCUACAAGCUGUGGCGCAAAUACAAGUAGCUGCUGCCUUUUCCUCAUCCAGUGGACUCCACAUGGUACUGUCCAUAUUAAUUUCCGGGCAAUAUGAUAUCUUGUUUUGCAGUUUAAAAAAUGUGUUUGCAACUGUUGCAAUGCGAAUGCAUUUGACCGUAGAGCAGUUAAUAAAACUUCGGAAACACCAAGAUGACCAACAACCCGAAUUGAAUGAAUUUUACUGUUCGACAGAGAAAGUAUUUGCUAUCGACAAGCUCGACCUAAUCUCUAACCAAAUAUCUACUACGAAAUUUCAUUACCAUUUCCGUGCUACAUUUAAGAAAUGCAUCAAACAUCAUUGUUACAUUUUGGAAUGCUUAAAGAAUAUGGAAACAUUUUUCAACCCCAUUUGGUUUUUGAAAACAGGUCAAGUUAUACUACUAAUGUGUUUGGUUGCAUUCGUCUCUGUAAAGUCCACCACAGCUAAUUCAUCGUUUAUGAAAAAUCUAUCUUUGGGUCAAUAUCUGUUUUUGGUUGCCUGGGAAUUUUUGGUGAUUUGUUAUUUCGCCCAAAUCAUUUUCAUCAACAGUCAGCAAUAUGGUGAAGCAAUUUUAAGGAGUCCUUGGUAUCUGUAUUUGAGUGAAAUUAAAAGUGAUAUGCUUUUUUUUCUGCAAAGGUCCUACAGGCCAUUUAAACUAACAGCCGGUACAGUAUUUCCAUUAAAUAUUGAUUGGUAUCGUUGGGUCAUUUCAACAGCAUUUUCAUUUUUAACACUGCUACAAAAGAUGGACCAAAGGGACGGAAAUGUGUCUAUAUAG
Molecule: messenger RNA, 1383 nt
Organism: Musca vetustissima
Lineage: Eukaryota; Metazoa; Arthropoda; Insecta; Diptera; Muscidae
Product: odorant receptor 83a-like
Exons: 6
Coding region: 1-1383 (460 amino acids)
Biological process (GO): detection of chemical stimulus involved in sensory perception of smell; sensory perception of smell
Cellular component (GO): plasma membrane
Molecular function (GO): olfactory receptor activity; odorant binding
Source: RefSeq, a predicted model, not a curated record